AUGGCCAGGUUGCACCGCUCAGCACCUAUCCACGAGAGACGAUGCAUCGUAACCGCUGGUGACUCGCGGCAGAGACUCGGCAAGGCUUUCUCAACGACCACCCCCAACUACCGUGACCACCAUUUCGAUACAUUGAAGUUCGUACAACGAUUGCGUGGGGAGGGUUUCUCAGAAGAACAAUCAAAAGCUUUGAUGCUCGUGCUUUCAGAUGUAAUAGAGGAGUCCAUUCAAAACCUUACGCGGACGAUGGUGUUAAAAGAGGAUGCGGACCGGUCUACGUACACUCAGAAAGUCGACUUUACGAAAUUACGGUCCGAGCUCCUAGCUCUCGACUCAAGUGACACUUCUAUGACGCUUUCCUCACACGAAAGACUGUCCAAUGAUCUUACAAAGUUGAAUACCAGGUUACGAGACGAGAUAAGUCGUGCUCAAGCAAGUGUGCGACUUGACUUGAAUUUAGAAAAGGGUCGUAUAAGAGAAGAAGCAAAAGCGCAGGAGUUGAAGGUCAAAGAGACAGAGUCGAGGAUCGAGCAAGAAGUCGCAGGCUUGAAGGAGCGGGUGGAGGGAGUAAAGUUCAGCACUCUGCAGUGGUUGGUAGGUGUCUGCACUGGCACGGCAGCUCUUAUUUUGGGUGCUUGGCGUCUCUUGAUGUAA
Bacidia gigantensis is the source of this 654-nucleotide messenger RNA. RefSeq lists its product as uncharacterized. Bases 1 to 654 code for a protein of 217 amino acids. Gene Ontology annotation, cellular component: mitochondrion. NCBI's taxonomy places the organism in Eukaryota, Fungi, Ascomycota, Lecanoromycetes, Lecanorales, Ramalinaceae. The record is from RefSeq and is a predicted model, not a curated record. The transcript has 3 exons.